Aspergillus pseudotamarii is the source of this 1515-nucleotide messenger RNA. Its product is annotated as major facilitator superfamily domain-containing protein. Bases 1 to 1515 code for a protein of 504 amino acids. NCBI's taxonomy places the organism in Eukaryota, Fungi, Ascomycota, Eurotiomycetes, Eurotiales, Aspergillaceae. Gene Ontology annotation, biological process: dipeptide transport; transmembrane transport; allantoate transport. The transcript has 8 exons. Gene Ontology annotation, molecular function: allantoate transmembrane transporter activity; dipeptide transmembrane transporter activity. The record is from RefSeq and is a predicted model, not a curated record. Gene Ontology annotation, cellular component: plasma membrane.
AUGGCAGAAAUGCCGCGGUCUUCCAUUGACCAGGAAGCAAAAUGUAUCGUGCCCCCAGACAUUGUCGACGGACAGAAAGAGCGUGGAUCGGUAGACAUCCUUGGCCCGGAGGAGGAAAAGAGACUGGUAAGGAAGAUCGAUCUACAUUUGAUGCCACUCCUGAUCAUUAGUUACGGCCUCCAGUUCCUGGACAAGACGAGUCUAUCCUACAGUGCGAUCCUUGGAUUGAAGGAUGAUCUGAACCUUGUCGGACAAGAAUAUAGUUGGGCAUCCAGUAUCUUUUACAUCGGCUAUCUCGCGGCUUCGUACCCGAUUUCUCUUGGAUUUGUCAAGUUCCCUCUGGGAAAAUAUCUUAGCUUACUCAUUUUCCUCUGGGGCGCUAUGUUGACUCUCCAUGCUGUUGCUCAAAAUUACGCCGGGCUCAUGGUCUUGCGAACCUUCCUGGGCGUGUUUGAGAGCGCUAUCAGCCCAGGUUUCUCAUUGAUAACUGGAAUGUGGUACACACCACAGGAGCACGUUUCUCGCCACACAUUUUGGUUCGCAGGAAAUGCCAGUUUCAGCAUCAUCGGGUCGCUGAUUGCUUACGGUAUUGCGCAUUAUCACGACCACUUCCCACCAUGGAAGAUACUAUUCCUUAUUUUUGGCCUAAUAACCGUGGCAUGGUCAAUUGUAUUGUGGUUUUACCUGCCGGACUCUCCAUCGGAUGCUCACUUCCUUUCUUCUUCUGAACGUGAAUUUGCUUCCCUGCGACCGAAAAAGUUCCAACGAACGACUCAAACGAGGAAAUGGGACCGAAACCAAUUCAUUGAAUCUUUCACAGAUUUUAAAACAUGGUGGUUGCUGAUUUUCUCAUUCGUCAUCUGUGUUCCAAAUGGGGGCACGACUAGCUUCCAAUCUCUCCUGAUCGCUGGUUUUGGCUACGAUAAAUACCAAACCAUUCUCAUGGGUCUUCCCGCUUCGGCAUUUCAGUUGGCAGUGAUCUUACUGGCCACUGUAUUCUGCAUGAAUGUUCGCAAGUCCCGCUUAAUUGCAAUGGUUUUGGUAUUAGCUAUGGCCCUGGCAGGUAUCCUUAUGGUCAAGUUGAUUCCAUCGGAACAGAAGCUGUCCCGGCUAGCUGGGUACUGGCUGACUUCGGCGAUCUCGCCAGUUUUUCCGCUCAUGUUGUCCCUCCACGCAAGCAACACGGCUGGAUUUACCAAAAAGUCGACCGUUGCUGCAUUGAUCUUUGUAGGCUAUUGUGUUGGAAACCUGAUAGGACCGCAAUUUUUCAAGAACUCGGAAGCACCAUACUAUCCCACUGCCUACACCACUAUUGUAAUUUGCCAUGCUAUAUCUGUGGCCUUGGCGAUCGUGUUUCGCGUCUACUUGGGGUGGGAGAAUAGGCGACGUGAUAAGGAGCAGGGAGUGCAUAUUAAUCCGGAAGAAACUCGUGAAAUUGAUCUACACACGGACGAGGCCUUGGACCAUGCUGAUGAGACGGAUAUCCAGAACCGCAGCUUUAGAUACAUUGUUUAG